Messenger RNA from Haemonchus placei, 1908 nucleotides. Lineage: Eukaryota; Metazoa; Nematoda; Chromadorea; Rhabditida; Trichostrongylidae. The record is from the annotation of a GenBank genome assembly.
AUCGAUAAGGUAACAAUCGAUGCGCACCCUAUUGAACAAUCCAUCGUCAUCAAAUAUCAAGUGGAAAACAGAAGAACCCGUCAUGCUACAGCCUGUCAAAAAUUGAUCAACCUCAGGGAUCUCAAUGAAGAUGUUGACAUACAUUUGCUGGCUGAUGUCGUUAUGGAGAAAUGCGCUCUUAUACCGGAAGGAAUGCGCCAAGAACUUGAACAAAUUUUGUUUUACCUGCAGAAUAGAAACAAACGUGCAAGUAAGAGUGGUUCUGUUAUGGUUUAUUACAUCUUUUUUGUUUCUUCUAGAGAUUUUGGCUUCCACUUUGCUAACCUUGGUUUAGCUCUCAUAACUGGUUGUUUCCAGAGUUAUAUCGAGCUGUUCUAUGAAGAUACUGCGGAAAAGAAUCGUGGUGCUCUAAAUAUUUUAGAACUCACUAAAACUACUGCAAACUUGGAAGUGCUCAUUGAGAAUGAAACACUAAUUGGAGCUUUGGCACGUGUGUUUCGCGAGGAUUGGAAGAAGAAUUUCGAAUUAGCGACUACGAUAAUACGCAUAUUUGUACAGUUCUCCUACUACAACCAAUUCCAAGCAACUUUGUCUCAUCACAAGAUUGGAGCACUGUGCAUGAAUGCUAUGGAAUACGAAAUAAAACGGGGCGAACUAUGGGCUGCUGAAGCGAAAAAUGAAGAUGAGAAAACUGCUCGAAAGUGCCGUCUUGCCAUACGUAAACAACAAGCGCUCUUGGCUGCCUGCAUCACCUUGCUGACAAAUCUUGCUCAUGACAUCAAUGUCGAGCUCAAGAUGGUCCGUCGAGAUAUUGUGCCAAUGCUGCUACGUUGUUUGAGCAUGCGAGAUUCAGCUGAACUCACGUUGGCUACAGUUCAGUUUCUGCUGAAACUGAGUAUUUUUGAAGAGAAUAAGACAACCAUGGAGCAAGGAAAUAUUAUUGGAAAGCUUUUACAACUAUUUCCAAUAGAUGACAUCGAAUUACGCAAGGCCGUCAUUCGGCUACUCUUCAACCUGUCAUUUGAUGCGAAAUCUCGUCGAAGAAUGGUUUCUGAAGGUUUACUCGCGCAUGUCGCUCCUCUCAUCGAAAGCGAUGCAAAAGCUUUGAAUCUUUUAUAUCAGUUAAGCGUGGCAUUGUCUCAUUGCUAUUUUUUUGAUCGAACGCCCAACUUGUAUGUGGCCACAACGGGCAGGGGUAUAUACUGUUUCUUAAUCUUUCUAUGUUGCUCAAAACUGUCUCUUUUGUUGGAUGCUGCAAUUGAUGGACGGGAUUUGAUGGUAGCAAAAAUCGUUCGAAGCAUCGCUGGUCAUGAGGGGCCAACGCAGGAUAUGUUUGUAGUGCGUUCUAGAAUAAACGAUAAAUCUUUGGGUCUGGAAUUUAUAGGAACUGCCGCUCUGAUAAAAGUGGCAGAUUGGAGCAGGUUCAUAACGGUUCAUCAUAAGUUCAAAUUAGUUGUAAUGUGUGGUACGAUGGCUCGGCAAGUCGACGCAGCACGAACAUUAGUGCCACUUCUCGAAGUUUUUCUUCAGCUGCUCCACACAAUGCAAGAAGAUGACGAAUUUGUUGUCCAACUUCUUUAUCUUUUCCUGCAACUGCUUCGCCAUCGCGAGCUGGCCAACCGUCUUAUGGGUCCAGAUUCCGCUCUUGGUGCCUAUGUUAUAGAUCUUAUGCACGACAAAAAUCCUGCCAUUCGUGAAAUGUGUGACAAUGCUCUGGUGAUAAUAGGAGAGCACUCUCAAGAGUGGGCUCGCCGAAUUGCUGGAGAGCGAUUUCGUUGGCAUAACGCUCAGUGGCUUGAUACUGUCGAAGGUGGUGCUGUCAUGGACGAUGACUAUGUGCCGGGCAUGUUGUUCGAAGAUCAGUUCGAUGAUGGUUUUGAUCUGUCCAAUGAUGAACCGCUUUAUUAG